Molecule: messenger RNA, 588 nt
Organism: Cercopithifilaria johnstoni
Lineage: Eukaryota; Metazoa; Nematoda; Chromadorea; Rhabditida; Onchocercidae
Source: the annotation of a GenBank genome assembly
AUGUUAUUUCGACUGUUAAUAACUGCGCAACUGUUGCAGUUCUGCCUAACCAGCUAUAUUGCUGAUAAUUGGUCGCCAAGCAUCAGUAAACAUUAUGACUUUCCAGUGAUACAAUAUUUGGUGCAGACAUCAGAAAAAGUAAACAAUGAACCAUUUCCGACUUACCGUGUCAUUACACCAUCAAAUAUUACCAAGGCUGCACCAGUGGAUGUCAAACCAAGCCGUACAAUUAUUGCUAAACAGCUAAAUUCGACGAUACAUUUGGCCGAAUUUCAGAUAUCAUCGGUUGAGGCAACACCAAUAGCUGUUCAUGAACCAGUUAAAAUAACUUCAUCAGAAGAUACAAUCACCGGACCAUACGAUGAUAAGAAUUACAUGUUAGCAAGAGAGCAGAAAAUGAAAAUAUAUGGUAAGCAGCAUAGCAUUGAAGUUUUCAAGCGUCGUGUGAAAAAAAUGGCAGUUCCUCCAAGUAAUGCACCAGAAGCUGGGAAUCCAUAUGCUCCUGCCACUACUAACUAUGAAAACGAAGUUCCAGCGCAUAAACCAUACGAAUCACAACAAUAUGGUCUGCAAAAAAAGCAAAGAUAA